Molecule: messenger RNA, 3414 nt
Organism: Anopheles maculipalpis
Lineage: Eukaryota; Metazoa; Arthropoda; Insecta; Diptera; Culicidae
Gene: Ncc69
Product: bumetanide-sensitive sodium-(potassium)-chloride cotransporter
Exons: 8
Coding region: 1-3414 (1137 amino acids)
Biological process (GO): sodium ion homeostasis; cell volume homeostasis; chloride transmembrane transport
Cellular component (GO): membrane
Molecular function (GO): sodium:potassium:chloride symporter activity
Source: RefSeq, a predicted model, not a curated record
AUGACCGAUCCGAAAGGUGGCGGUGCGAACGAUGUGGAAAUGAAUGCGUUGCCGCGCAAUCAGUCAGCGAACCGGUUCCAGGUUAACCUUGUCAAUCAUGACGACCCUACGUCCGGCCAAGGUACCGGCAACGGUACGGCUACCGAACCGGUCACCGAGGACGACGUCUUCCCGGAGGAGAUGGUCAAACGGCGCACCUCCCGCCUGCAGUCGCUCCGCAGCAGCUUCCGCACGGGCAGUGGUGACCGAGAUCCGGAGCAGCCACGGCAGCGCAAGCCGUCGACGCGCUUCAACGUCGAGGGUGGCGAAUCGGACUCGAACGAUGACGAGGAGGAUAAUCUGAUCGAUGAGAAUCGCUACGCAAGAAGCUUCCGGCACUUCACACGGGAAGCCCUGCCACGGAUGGACAAUUAUCGCAACAUUCUGUCAUUCCAAGGCAACCAGAGACCUACGCUAGAUGAGCUUCACGAUGCAUCUAUCACAAACAAGGAAACGAUGCGCCGAGGAACGGUACACGAACCGGCCGAGAUGGAUGGAGCAAUAAAGUUCGGCUGGAUAAAGGGUGUGCUGAUGCGGUGCCUUCUGAACAUCUGGGGCGUUAUGCUGUUCCUACGACUCAGUUGGGUCGUUGGCCAAGCGGGCAUCGUACAGGGUGUUGUGCUAAUCUCAAUGACUACCGUUGUGACCACCAUUACGGCCCUCUCCAUGUCGGCCAUCAGCACGAACGGUGUGAUUAAGGGUGGUGGGACGUACUACAUGAUAUCGCGCUCAUUAGGGCCCGAGUUUGGUGGUUCGAUCGGGUUGAUAUUUUCGCUAGCGAAUGCGGUCGCUUGUGCCAUGUACGUGGUUGGGUUCUGUGAAUCGAUGAUCGAUCUGCUCGCCUCGUUCGGUGUGUCGAUAGUGGAUGGUGCAGUAAAUGAUGUACGGAUUAUCGGAUGCAUAACGAUCGUCAUUCUGCUGUGCAUUGUGGUCGUAGGGAUGGAAUGGGAAGCGAAGGCACAGAUCGUGCUGCUCAUCAUACUGCUCAUCGCCAUCGUGGAUUUUUGCGUUGGUUCCGUGUGGGGACCGAAGUCGGAUUUGGAUGUGGCGCGCGGGUUCGUCGGGUUUAAUGCGUCGGUAAUGUUGGAAAAUAUGAACUCCGAGUACCGGAUGGCGAAAGGAACGCAACACGAUUUCUUCUCCGUGUUUUCGAUCUUCUUCCCUGCUGCUACGGGUAUAUUGGCUGGAGCAAACAUCAGUGGAGAUCUGAAAGAUCCUUCGUCUUCGAUUCCUAAGGGUACGAUUCUUGCGAUUGUGCUUACGUCCGCUUCGUACGUCGGAAUGGCGAUCAUUGCUGGUGCGACCGUACUGCGUGACGCAACUGGUAAUCUCACCGAUGUCGUCAACGGCACAUGGGACUUUUCCAACUGUGAGGUGCAAAGUUGCAGUUACGGUCUGCACAACUCCUUCCAGGUGAUGGAGCUAGUGUCGCUAUUUGGACCGUUGAUCUACGCUGGAUGCUUUGCCGCUACUCUUUCGUCCGCUCUGGCUAGUCUUGUGUCGGCCCCGAAAGUAUUCCAAGCGUUGUGCAAGGAUAAACUUUACCCAAAGAUAAGCUGGUUCGGCAAAGGAUUUGGCAAGAACAACGAACCGGUACGCGGAUACAUCCUGACAUUCGUCAUCUCCGUUGGGGUGAUUCUGGUGGGAGAUCUAAACAUGAUUGCACCGUUGAUAUCCAACUUCUUCCUGGCGGCUUACUGUCUGGUGAACUUCAGUACAUUCCAUGCCAGCUUGGCAAAACCAGUCGGAUGGCGACCAACCUUCAAGUAUUACAACAUGUGGCUCAGUCUGCUUGGUGCUAUUUUCUGCAUUGCGGUUAUGUUCCUGAUAUCCUGGCCAACGGCACUGAUAACAUUCGCGGCCGUGCUUUCACUGUACCUGAUCGUCUCUUAUCGCAAGCCGGACGUUAACUGGGGCUCCACCACGCAGGCGCAGACGUACAAGAACGCAUUGCUCUCGGUGCAGCAGCUAAACAACGUCGAGGAACACGUUAAGAAUUAUCGGCCCCAGAUAUUGGUUCUCUGUGGCCAUCCAAGCGCGCGUCCUCUACUCGUAAACUUUGCCUACCUGCUCACCAAGAAACUUUCGCUGCUCGUCUGUGGUCACGUGACCAAAACGCACGUUUCGCAAAAGUAUCGCAACCAUCUGCAGAAGAAGGCAUCGGAGUGGUUCCGACGCCACAAGGUGAAGGGAUUUUAUUCGCUGAUCGAUGAUGACGAUUUCGAGACGGGAUCACGCGCCAUCAUGCAAGCGUCCGGUAUUGGCAAACUACGCCCAAACGUGCUGCUGAUGGGCUUCAAGAGCGACUGGGACCGGUGUGAGUCGAGCGAGCUGGAGCAGUACUUCAACGUGGUCCACAAAGCGCUCGACAUGUACUUAUCGGUGGCUAUACUGCGCGUGUCCAAGGGGUUCGAUUACUCACAGGUGCUCGGUGAGGAUAUGGUGAAGUUUAUCUCGGAGUACCCGCGUACGCUGGUGGCGAACGACAGCACGAACGAUCUGCUGGGCCAUAAUAAAGUAAGCUCUCUGCACGGUAGCUGUGAUUCGCUCAGUCGCAACGUGUCGCAAGACCAAACGAUUGACGUUAACGAGAAGAACUCAAAAAAUCUGAAGACAAGCAGCACCAGUGAUUUGAGCAAAACCAUUUCAGUCGCUCCCGAUCCGAUCGAUAUCAACGCCAAACUCAUAACAGAAACGGGCCAACGUUCACUGAAACGUGGCGACCCAUCGCUCCUGUACCGUGGACCGGGUGGUUCCGAACUUCCGAAAGAGGUGCUUGACGAGCUGACACAGUUCACGUUGAAGAAAAAGACGGGCAUCAUUGACGUGUACUGGCUGUACGAUGACGGCGGCCUUACGCUACUUCUCCCGUACAUUAUCAGCACCAGACGAAACUGGAGCUCGUGCAAGCUGCGCGUUUUUGCACUGGCCAACCGCAAAACGGAGCUCGAGUUCGAGCAGCGCAAUAUGGCUAGCUUGCUGGCAAAGUUCCGCAUCGACUAUUCCGAUCUGCAGCUGCUGCCGGACGUUACGAAGAAACCGAAUCAGGAGAUGGCCGAUUUCUUCAAGGGACUAAUUAAGGAGUUCACCGUGAAGGACGACAUCUCGGAUGCUAGUACAGCUGGAUCUUCGUACAUCUCGAAGGCGGAACUGUUGGCGGUACAGGACAAAACGAACCGGCAUUUGAAUCUGCGCGAGUAUCUGCUGCAACACUCCAGCAAGUCCGAUCUGGUCGUCAUGACGCUACCCAUGCCACGGAAGGGUGUCGUCUCGGCUCCGCUCUAUAUGGCGUGGCUUGAAGCGUUGAGUCGUGACCUACCACCUUUCCUGUUUGUCCGAGGCAAUCAGACGUCCGUGCUGACGUUCUACUCUUAA